This is a messenger RNA of Lentinula edodes (shiitake mushroom), 552 nucleotides long. RefSeq lists its product as uncharacterized. The coding region runs from base 41 to 451 and encodes 136 amino acids. The transcript has 4 exons. NCBI's taxonomy places the organism in Eukaryota, Fungi, Basidiomycota, Agaricomycetes, Agaricales, Omphalotaceae. The record is from RefSeq and is a predicted model, not a curated record.
UGCAAUUUUGUUUUUUGUCAAAUUGAAACUGGCUCGUCCAAUGAGUGCUCUGGUUCAGGCUGCAUUGUUCGCUGCUGGCGCCGUAGUGGGUGGAGGCGUUACAGCCGCUGUAUUUACCAAAAGACAGGCUCAACGCCCAGUCAUUGCUCCGACGGUAGAUGGAACUAUCGUUCCUCCUGCUGUCGCUACUGUUUCUCCUCCUGUAAUCGGCUUGGGAGCAAAUCGAAACGCGCAAAUAAGCAGCUUGGCUAGUGCCACCUCAUUAUCUUCAUCUGCUGUACUAAAAUAUGGGAAUCCAGGUCCAAUUGCCCAUCCUAUAGUAAGGCAUGCCUAUGUUGCAGCUUACGAUCGCAGACUUAGGCAUCCCGCUUGGACCGCAGAGCAUCUGACAUUGGCUUCUUUGGGUAAAUCACCCUUGGUUGCGCCUCCGGAUGCAACUGGAGAUAGGUGAAAGAGUACAUUCAUAGAAGACGACACUAUCCCAGUCCCAUUUUGAGCUCGGUUGACAGAUUUCCUGAGAAGUGGGUAUGACCGUGGACAUAUGGUUCCUGG